Messenger RNA from Bombus terrestris (buff-tailed bumblebee), 2502 nucleotides. RefSeq names its product microprocessor complex subunit DGCR8 (gene pasha). The transcript has 7 exons. The record is from RefSeq and is a predicted model, not a curated record. Gene Ontology annotation, cellular component: microprocessor complex. Bases 441 to 2360 code for a protein of 639 amino acids. Lineage: Eukaryota; Metazoa; Arthropoda; Insecta; Hymenoptera; Apidae. Gene Ontology annotation, biological process: primary miRNA processing. Gene Ontology annotation, molecular function: primary miRNA binding; double-stranded RNA binding; heme binding.
AACAGGAGCAUUUGAUAUAUUAUUUAAACAAAUCUAAUUUUCAUAUCAUUAGUGCAUUAUUCGGACUAGCAACAGGUUCAAUUUUUCAAUGUUGUCCCUGUCUAGUUUCGGAUCCAAGCAAGUGUGUCAACUACAUUCUACAAUAUUCUGACAAUAUAAUGUAUUAUUUGUGCAAUAUGUACUCAUGGAUAUAUAAUAGGCCCCAAACUGCUAACACUAAUGCAAAUGUCCAAUUUUCGUUGCCAUUUUUAAAGUGGUUUCAAAUUGAUUGGACUUUGGCCUCAUUGGUGAAAGUGGUGUGGCCAUGCGACGUGCUUGAUAUUAUUUAAUCCACGGGUUAUUAUAUACAGAGUUUGUGUUUAAGUUUAUGUAACAAAUUUUGCUACAAAGAUACUUAAAAAUUAUUUGCUUUAUUUUAGCAGAUCCUUGUUAUACAUAUAAUGGAGAUUGAUAAAGAAGUUCCUGAAGAAAUCCCCAAAUCAAAUAUGGCUUCUCAAAAUGAAAACACAAAUGAAACAAUUUUGGAUAAUCAACAAAGCACGUUGGAAAUAAAUACUGAUAAUCAAGGUAGAAUGUCAGACAGAAGCAAUUGUAGUGAUAUAAUGGAAGAAGAAACUAUAUCUGUUGAUGAUACAAAUGCAUACAAUGGUUCUACUACCGAAGAAUGUAUUAUGGAAUCUAACACAGAUAGCAUUGCAGCUACAGAUGAUUUAAGACAGUUUGAUGUUUUGGAUGAUUUAGAACGCCAUCCAGAUCAGAACUACUGUGAUAUGGAUUCUGAUAGCAAUGAAAGUAUGGAUUCUGAUGUACCUGAUGAAGAAAUUGAAGCCAUGCUUGAAGAAGGUUUACCAGAAGAAUUUAAAGGCAAAAGAAAAGACAAGAAGGAUAGUGUACCAUAUGAAGAGAAAGUGAAACUUGUCUUGGAUGAAAUUGGACAUAAUCACUUUGAUGUACUUCCAGAAGGCUGGGUACAGGUAACACAUAAUAGUGGAAUGCCUUUAUAUUUGCAUAAACAAAGUAGAGUUUGUACUCUUGCAAAACCAUAUUUCCUUGGACCUGGCAGUGUGAGAAAACAUGAAGUGCCUGUUAGUGCAAUACCUUGUCUUCAAUACAAAAGAGCUCUUCAUGAAGAAGAAGAAGAAAGGAAGAAGCAGAAAGAACGUGAUCCAAAUACAGAAGUGUGUAGCCUCCCUAGUGCAAAAAUUGAAACAAUUCAAGAAAAUCGAGCGGCUCAUUCAUUAGAUAGUAAACAAUUAAGAAAUUAUUGCCAAUCGCUAUUUCGCUUUAAAGCUAUUAAAGUAAUGAGAUUUCAAUCAUGGUCAGCAAGGAGAAAAUUUACAAAAAAUAAAAAACAUCGUAAACAACUUGAACGUCCUACCUUACCUGAUGGAACAAAACUAAUAACGUUUCCAGUUAGUAGUUCUGGACUAGCAGGAAGUAGCAGUGGUAAUGUUGGAGAUGAUAGUACUGGACAAAGGCCACCAAAACAUUGGAUAAUGAAUCCCUCAGGCAAAAGUUAUGUUUGUAUACUUCAUGAAUAUGUACAACAUGCACUUAAAAAGCAACCAACUUAUAAGUUUAAAGAAUUAGAAAAUGCAGCAACUCCAUAUUCUGCCGUUGUUUGUAUAAAUGAUAUGGAGUAUGGAAGCGGUUUCGGUAGUAGCAAAAAACAAGCAAAAGCUAAUGCUGCGCGGAAAACUCUUGAAAUUUUAAUUCCUCAAAUGAGAGAUAAAAUUUCUGGUGAUAAUGGAGGAGAUACAGUUUCUGGUAAUAACAGUCGAAUGAUUAAAGCAUCAAGGACAAAUUCUGAUGCAGAUUUAUCAUUCUUUGAUGAAAUAUCGAUCACCGAUCCACGAGUCGCAGAAUUUUGCGCAAAGACAACUGAACCGUCACCGCAUGCUAUUUUAAUCACCUGCCUCCAACGAAAUUAUGGUCUCGGUGAUAUGCAUAUUAAUUACUCUGUAAACACAUUAAAACAUCAACGCAAUGAAUUUACAAUGCGUGUCGGUAAACAUGAAGCUACUGUUGUAUGUCGUAAUAAGAAAGAUGGUAAACAACGAGCAGCCCAAGCUAUCCUGCAGCUUAUGCAUCCUCAUAUCCAGUCUUGGGGAUCCUUACUAAGACUUUAUGGAUCUCGAAGCGUAAAAUCUUUUAAAGAAAAGAAACAACUAGAACAAGAAAUCACGUUGUUACAAGGUAAAGCUGCUGUCAAUCAACCAAACCACGCUAUUCUAAGUAAACUUAGACAAGAAAUGCGUAAACUGGCAGAACAGAGACAGGCAAUACAACCUAUCGGUAAGUUUGUACCACCGGAUUUACCAACUGGAUCUGCAGCUAAUUUGAACAAUGUGGAUUUAUAACAUACUAGUCAACUGUGUAUCCUAUAAAUAUUAGUUUAUUUUGUAAGUUUUGUAUGAAAGUAAACGUUUUUGAUUUAUUUUAUAUUUUAUGUUUUGAAAAUAAGAGCAAAAUAUUUUAUAAUAUAGUAAUUUAAAAAGAAGA